AUGGCUACAACCUCGAUAUUCGGCAGUGGCAUCAGCACCGAUAAACCUGAUUCCCAACCUGAUCCUCAACUCCCGACUACCACAAAUCCUUCGGCCGAGCGGGAACUAGACGAUCUGGAGACAGCUGAGGAGUUUUGCUUUCCACGGGCAGAUCUGCCGAUUAUUAUCAACGUACAAGGCAAACGUGUCAAAGGAAAGGUUUGCUCCCAAUCCAUGUGCUUGGCGAGCAAAGUAUGGCAAAAAUUCAUUUACCCGCCAUUUGGUCCCUCAUUGGUAGCCUCCCCUGCAUCAGAAGGAAGUCAAGAAAGCGCAACUUCUGUUCUUGAUCUCAGCGAAGAAGAUAGCCCGGCUUUACUCAUUUUACUCAGAAUCGCACACCUCCGGCUUCACAUGAUCCCUAAAAGUUUGUCUUUUGAAGAACUACUGAAUUUGGCAGUUCUUGUAGACUUUUGCGACAACAUUGAGCUAGUAGAUCCCUGGGUCUCCCGAUGGCUACCUAGUGAAGAUUCAGAGUGUGAUGCGACUUGGGACUGGGAAUGGCUGUUCAUAUUCUGGGUUUUUGGUCGAGUUCACACCUUCAUAAAAUUGGCAAAAAGCGUAAUAAAAGGCUGUACCAACGCUCGUGUCACUCUUUCUACACAGGGCGCCAAAACUACCGGCGAAAUGAAACUGCCUCCUCACUUAUAUGGUGCGUUAAACCUGACAGACAAGUUGGUAAGAGCUAACGACCCAGCUAGACAGUAUCAAUAAGUGCUACUGGGAGCAAGUACAGAAACUCAUCGAUGUUCCAUAUUCUCUGGCGGACAGUUACCAUAGCUAUUACUCCAGCGCCAGCAUUCACGUCCGAACAGUCAAAUGUCAAAAGAACUCGGCUGCAUGCGAUGCAACCAUCUAUGGAGCCUUGGUAUUAAGCCUUAUGAGACUUAAUUUAUGGCCUCAAAAGGACCCCAAAGAGGUUUUUGUCGCUAUCCCUAGGCUGGGAGCGGACUUAAGAGUUUUGGGUUUGAAGCUAUCGCCUCAAGGGGUGGGAUGGAACGUUGCAGACAUUAUCCACGAAUCUAGUAUUCCCGAUAUCUGGAGGGCGGUAUCUGCUAUUCUCCAAGAAGACGUUAAUCCCUUUCUCGAUUCUCAUAUCCGACACAUGGAGACUCAGAGAAAAAGAUUGGACCGACAAAGCCAGUCAUUCUUUUAUGGGAGAGAUUCCUUGACUUCACUGUCCGGAUUUGACACCAGUUAG
Molecule: messenger RNA, 1237 nt
Organism: Hymenoscyphus albidus
Lineage: Eukaryota; Fungi; Ascomycota; Leotiomycetes; Helotiales; Helotiaceae
Source: the annotation of a GenBank genome assembly